Molecule: messenger RNA, 683 nt
Organism: Drosophila guanche
Lineage: Eukaryota; Metazoa; Arthropoda; Insecta; Diptera; Drosophilidae
Gene: mRpL54
Product: 39S ribosomal protein L54, mitochondrial
Exons: 3
Coding region: 86-490 (134 amino acids)
Cellular component (GO): mitochondrial large ribosomal subunit
Molecular function (GO): structural constituent of ribosome
Source: RefSeq, a predicted model, not a curated record
AUCAGAUUAUACAACAAAACAGAAGUUUCCGCAAUUAAAUGGUUAUUUGUUAAUUAAAUUGAAGCUAAAAUAGGAAUACACAAUUAUGGGUAGCUUGACUGUGGCAUUAGCUAUGCUAAGACAGCGAGUGUUUGCUCCUGCACUGGCAACAUCAACACGUUGUUACGCCGUGAAGCCGGCGGCGGCGGCCCCAGGUGCCAAAAAGAAGAAGCUGGGAAAGCUUGGACCCAUAAUGGAAAAGAAGGUCAUUCCAGUGGAAACAGACGCCAACAAACUGGUGGGCUAUGUAUGCGGCAGCAACUACCUAAAGACUGGCCAGGACGUCAAGAUCAAACCGGAUGCAGAGUACCCCGACUGGCUGUGGACACUCAACACAGAGCGGAUAAUACCGCUGGACGAGCUUGAUCCCAACACGAAGCAAUACUGGAGACGCUUGCGAAAGAUGGCCCUGCGCCGAAACAAUCAGCUCUCCAAGCUGAAGAAGUUCUAGAGGCUGGGGCCAGUACUGGCGUUUAGUUGUUAUCAUUUUUUCGAGGAGACCAGACCUUGGCCUUCAACUUUCCUAAGUGUUCAGUCGUGUUGGACCUGUGUUUGCCUUGCUGUCCGGCGCGCAAGUAUAUAAACACUUCUUCGAUUAUGUUUUUUGCAAGUGUAAAUAAGCGUAAAUACAUUUUACAAUGUCG